Molecule: messenger RNA, 777 nt
Organism: Puma concolor (puma)
Lineage: Eukaryota; Metazoa; Chordata; Mammalia; Carnivora; Felidae
Product: killer cell lectin-like receptor subfamily F member 1
Cellular component (GO): plasma membrane
Source: RefSeq, a predicted model, not a curated record
AGAGCAACGACCAACAGAUCAGUAGAGGAAAACAAAACGUACACAUAUACACAGAUAUAUUCACCCACAUUGAAGAUGCAAGAUGAAGAAAGAUACAUGACAUUGAAUUUACAAUGGAAAAAAAGGAGUUCUAUCGAAACAUCCCAACUUAAAUUUAAAGAUUCUUCUGUGAUGUUGCCUUGGUCUAAAAUCUUACUGGGGAUAUCUGGAACCAUAAAUGGUAUUCUGGUUUUGACUUUGAUUUCCCUGUGUUUACUGGUUUCUCAGGGAGUAUUGCAAAAAUGCCAAAAAGGAAAUAAUUCAAAUCUCACCCAACACGAUGACAUUGGAAACCCAAAAAUGAAUAAUGGCACAAGAGGAAAUAUAAGUAAUAAGGACAAAAGCCACUGUGGCUCACAAGCUACCGACCAUACAGGAUUGUGCCCAUCAGAAUGGCUCAAAUAUCAUAAAAAGUGUUAUUGGUUCUCUAAUGAGAUGAAAAGUUGGAGUGACAGUUAUAGGUAUUGUUUGGGAAGAAAAUCUCAUCUACCAAUCAUUCAGGACCACAUUGAAAUGGCUUUUAUACAGAAAAACCUAAAACAAUCAAACUACGUGUGGAUUGGGCUCAACUUUACAUCCCUGGAAAAGGCAUGGACCUGGGUGGAUGGUUCUCCAUUAGAUUCAAAGACAUUUGUCAUAAAAGGACCAGCUAAAGAAAAUAGCUGUGCUGCUACCAAAGAAAACAAAAUUUACUCUGAAACUUGCAGCAGUGUUUUCAAAUGGAUUUGCCAAUAUUAG